GUGUGUCAGUAUUGUGCGUGUACAUUUGCACGCGUGUGUAUUAAUAACCUUUAACCCGCGUUAGAUUUCAGUCUUUUACCAGCCUCCCUCCCCUCCUCCCCUCUUUCUGUCUGUGGUAUUGCCUGAUGAAUCCCAACAUCCGUGUCUAGCCAACCAUCUCGGUUCACCACUCCGUCCUCUUCUCUGCUCUUCCCGUAUCCAGGUCCACAGUCCGGAUAUUUCUUGUGGUUCUAAUCCACUCCAAGCUCACCCAAACGCAUCAAUUUUAAUAACAUUCUUCUUUUUCGACAGGUCGACGCCUGACAUAUCAACCAAAAUGAGUGUGCUGUUUUCCAAGGCCCUUCCUGAGACCACGCAAGUGCUGGAAGCCAGCGGUGAGAGGUUGGAAGUCGAGGUCGACAACCCCGCAGACCUAGCCAGCAUCAAGUGGAAGCACUGCACAGCUGACGACGAAGGCGAAUAUGGAGACGAGAUCGAUAUCAAGUUUGACGGCGUCCGUGUCACACAGGAGGACUCACCGGAGUCUGGUACCUACGCCAUCGUCUUUCAAGAGCUUAUCAUGGCCGACGACGGAAAAUAUAUUUGCAUUGCCACGGACAAAAAAGGAGGGGAAACAAGAGUCGAAGGCGAUCUUGUAAUCGAGCCUCUUCCAGAAACCGCUCGUAAUCUAAUCAAGAAGAAGGAGCACAAAGCCUAAUUUAAGUUUUAGUAUCAUUAAGUUAAUACAAUCAUUCAAUCUUAAUAGGCACCCCUUAUUCUGCGCCACCAAGGGCCUGACUUGAUUUUCACUUUGAAUGGUAUGUAGUUCUUUUAAUAUGUUACAAUGGUAACGUUAAAAGGACUGGUUUCAGCGGCAAUAUUCCAAAUAAGAACACAUAUUCCGUUCUACUUGAGUCGCUCCACAAACUUGCCAAUACUAACAUCUCAAAGUUGAAGCCCAAGUCGUAAAAUUAAUACAACAAAAGGAUGGAUUUUUUUCUAUCUAUUUUAGGCAAAAAAUAUGGUUUAGUCGUGCAAUCGAUGUUAAGGUGAGGGAUAAGAUUGAUUUUCGAAACAAAGAUUAUGUUUGUUAACAAAAAAAGUGAUUUCUACAUUCAUACGAGAAUCGUUCUUAUUUUGUUUUAUUACAUUUGUUAUUUAUUGGGGCUGAGUAUGAAUAUGUUUAACGCUUUUUUUAUAUACCAAAAACCUUGAAAAAAAUAUUUGAGGAUUUGAGAAGCUGUGGUUUUCAGGUUUUCUGGCUUUUUUGUACAAAAGAAAUGAAAAUAAGGCACAUUAACUGGGAAUCGGAAAAGAUGUAUAUUAUCAACUUUUCUACUGGGGUGUAAAAAGGAAAAAAAGGAGAAUCAAAUGCGAAGAAAGUCUUCCAGAAAAUUCAGGAUUUCAGAAAACAAGACAUGACUCAGCUGUAUCGUAUAUUUGUUACUGUUUUAUGAAUAUUUCUAUUGAUGUUUACAGCAAAUUGUCGUAGUGUGUGCAAAUUGAAAAUCACUGUUUGCUAUAUGACGUGUCUUAUGUAAAUCUGUAUAUUGUAUCUUCCUAAUUCCUAAGCAUAGGGAUGGUCCAAUGUAAGAGGUACGCUAUGUAAACGCAUAGAUAAAAAAGACAUUGUUCAUUAUGCUUCAAAUUGAUAAGCACUAUGAACUGCAAAUUGCAAACUACAAUAAUAAUUUACAAAUUAUGUGUUACAAAGACAUGCCAUUACAGCGACAUAUCACACUUCGAGAGAGAAAUAUUUUAUAUGUUUCAGUUAUAUAUAUUUUUUCUGUCAAAUGCAGUGGAUGAUUAUUGCAACAAUUAGGAGUGUACUAUCUAUAUCCAGUUCAGACACACUAUCGUAGUUAUCGAAAAUACCAGCAAAACUGCCUGAUCAUUAUCAACAUUAUUAUUUCUUUUCAAUUCAUGUGAUAUGUUCUAUGUGCCUAGCAAGUUUAUUCCUGUUUCCCAAGACGCAAUUCAAGCUCUAGCACUUGCAAUUUUCCCUUUUACUGAACAAAGUUUGUUAUCAUUUAACAUACUUUUCAUGAAGUAAUAUUUCAAUUUCCUUGUUAAUAAUAGGUGAUGGCUGUUGUUAGUGUACAUUAUUAGUACAUACGAAAUGGAUAUAUCGCAAAGAGUUAUUAUCUACUCAUGGAUUAAUUUGGCUUAGUUACUGAAAAGUAAAUAUGACAAGUUUUGUGCCCAUUGGGUGGAGAGAAGAAAACUAAAACGUACAGUUAUGAAAGCCACUUGAAUACUUAUAUGAUUGUGUUUUUCAUAUCACAAUUGUGUGUUAGACACAAAGGAAGACAACAAAAGAAUAUUCCAAUGUCUGUGUCCCAUGCAGCAAGUGUUAGAUAGUUCUCUUCACUACUUAAUAAACAGACCAUGCGUCAUUUAUGUAUA
Lytechinus variegatus (green sea urchin) is the source of this 2385-nucleotide messenger RNA. RefSeq lists its product as uncharacterized. NCBI's taxonomy places the organism in Eukaryota, Metazoa, Echinodermata, Echinoidea, Temnopleuroida, Toxopneustidae. The record is from RefSeq and is a predicted model, not a curated record. The transcript is spliced from 2 exons. The coding region runs from base 317 to 697 and encodes 126 amino acids.